Molecule: messenger RNA, 1578 nt
Organism: Alternaria arbusti
Lineage: Eukaryota; Fungi; Ascomycota; Dothideomycetes; Pleosporales; Pleosporaceae
Exons: 4
Coding region: 1-1578 (525 amino acids)
Biological process (GO): transmembrane transport
Molecular function (GO): transmembrane transporter activity
Source: RefSeq, a predicted model, not a curated record
AUGUCAUUUCUUACCAAGAACCGAAGAACAAGUCCUCAAGAUGCCCCCGAAGCCACCCAAGACAAAUUUCCCGCCGCUCAGCUCGGCCUCCUAGCGCUGGUUCGAGUCGCAGAGCCAAUUGCCCUUACUUCGAUACUCCCAUACGCAUGGAAACUCGUCACCAACUUCCAAGUUGGGUCCGAAACGAGCGCACCGUUCUUUGCCGGUCUGCUCAUCUCUGCCUUCUCGCUCGCCGAGGCAUGUUCAGGCAUGUAUUGGGGCUCAGUGUCCGACCGUAUAGGUAGAAAACCCGUUGUCAUACUUGGAUGUCUUGGGACAAUGUCCUCUUUGCUACUUGUUGGCUUAGCUCCAAACUUUUGGGUCGCGCUCCUUGGGCGAAUCAUCGGCGGCGCACUCAAUGGCAACAUUGGCGUCAUCCAGACCAUGGUUGGAGAGUUGGUCAAGCGACCAGAGCAUGAACCGUCGAUUGGCGGAUACUUUGCUGAGCCCGCUCGUAACUUCCCAUCUGUCUUCAGCCCCACAGGCCUUUUUGCGAAGUUCCCUUACCUACUCCCAAAUAUCAUCUGCGCUUCCUUGCUUCUGCUCUCCAUCUUCAUGGCAUACUUCCUUCUAGAGGAGACUCACCCGGACAAGCAGCCACGAGGCUACUUCGAACAAUACGAUGCGGCUGUCGCAGAGACACCUCUUUUGCCAGCUCAAGGCGCGACGGCCGAUGCGUCGGCAAACCUGACCGCGGAAUCUUACGGCACCUUCAACGCCGUGGAAGUCGAACACGACGAGAUCUGGCGGGUGCGCUCCAACGGCGACUGGGUUGAAUCUCCGACGAGCGAGAAGGUCUUCACACGUCCAGUCAUCAUGUUCGUCGUCGCCCUAGGUAUCUUCACGUACCAUUCCAUGACAUACGAUCACUUGCUCCCCAUCUUCCUCCAAGACAAACGCGCCGACGAUGACAUGAACGCGCUCGACCUUUCGCCUUCGUCAUUGGGAGGUGGGCUUGGCAUACCCAUCCAGAAUGUGGGCAUUAUUCUUUCCCUCAACGGUAUCAUCCAGCUUGCUAUCCAGGGUUUCGUCUUCCCUCUACUGGCGGAUUGCUUUGGCGUAUGGCGUCUGCUUCUCAUGGUCACACUGGCACAUCCGAUCGCAUACUUUAUUGUUCCUUUCUUACAGCUUCUUCCGGAGAACUUGGUCUAUCCUGGUUUGUUCGCUUGCUUGACCGUACGGAACUUGACGUCGAUUCUCGCCUUCCCCCUCCUUCUGAUCAUGAUCAAAGAGGCUACGCCCGAUAGAUCGCAUCUUGGAAGAAUCAACGGAUUGGCUGCAUCUACCGGCGCUGCCUGCCGUACAGUAGCAAGUCCCAUCGCCGGUUUGCUCUACGGCCUCUCUCUCGAGCUUCACUUCACGCCUUUAGCUUGGUGGGGUUCCGCUCUGGUCGCAAUUUGCGGAGCUCUUCAGGUGCCCUUCCUCAAUCGCGCAGCGCAUGAGUGUCACGCUCGAGUGCGUAACGCGGCUAGCGACUAUCUGACCAAGGAGCGCCGUCGGAGCGAAGUGGUUCGCAUUGUAGUAGAAGAUCAAGAGUAA